AUGCAUGGAUGUCCAAUCUUCGACGUUAACACAAAGCUGGCCGCAGGUUUGUUACGUGACUUUGUAACUUAUCACACUUACAUUUGUACAGAUUUGUACCAACUUUUUUCUCGAUUAUAAUAUUUACUCUUUAUUUACAUUCACAGGAAUGUUACAUGCAGGAAUGGGAGCAACACAUGUAAAUGCUCUAUUAUCCUCUUUAAACAUCCCUCCUGUUCAUGGGGACACAUUAAAAGCCAGAGAACGAGAAAUUGGUCCGGCCAUCGAGGACAUUGCUAACACAUUAUGUGAACAUAUGUUAGACGAGGAAAAGAAACAGUGGGGAAGUACCGAACGUGUAAAUGAAACAGUGCCUAUUGGUGCGUCCUAUGAUAUGGGGUGGCAGAAAAGAGGGAAGGGUCAUAAUAGUUUAACAGGUACCUGA
Molecule: messenger RNA, 424 nt
Organism: Porites lobata
Lineage: Eukaryota; Metazoa; Cnidaria; Anthozoa; Scleractinia; Poritidae
Source: the annotation of a GenBank genome assembly